This is a messenger RNA of Mangifera indica (mango), 996 nucleotides long. RefSeq names its product GDSL esterase/lipase At1g29670-like. The transcript has 5 exons. Gene Ontology annotation, molecular function: hydrolase activity, acting on ester bonds. NCBI's taxonomy places the organism in Eukaryota, Viridiplantae, Streptophyta, Magnoliopsida, Sapindales, Anacardiaceae. The record is from RefSeq and is a predicted model, not a curated record. The coding region runs from base 1 to 996 and encodes 331 amino acids.
AUGGUGAUUUCAAACUUGCAACAAUGUGUUCUAGGGUUUUCACAAGUACCUUGUUUUUUCAUUUUCGGGGAUUCGUUGAGUGACAGUGGCAAUAACAAUGAUCUUGUAAUAGCAGCAAAGGCGAAUUACCCACCUUAUGGAAUUGACUUUCCCCUGGGACCAACAGGAAGGUUUUGUAAUGGUGAAACCCGAGUCGACGUAAUCACCAAAAUUUUGGCCUUUAAUAAUUAUAUCCCAUCCUUUGCAAUGGCUUCGACCUCUGACAUACUCAAAGGUUUGAAUUAUGCAUCCAGCGGAUCAGGUAUUCUGGAUGACACUGGAGCAGGUGAGCAUAUCAGUUUGAAUCAACAGCUACAAAAUCACAAAGUAACAAUAAAAAAUCUCGUUGCAAAACUAGGAACUGUAGAUUCAGCAACUCAGUAUCUAAACAAGUGCCUUUAUAGUGUUGGAAUGGGCACUAACGAUUACGCUAACAACUAUUUCUCAACCCUUUUAUCCGUGAAAAUGCUCCUGUAUGACCUGGAGAAGUUUACAGAAAUUCUUAUUCACCAGUAUUCCAAGCAACUAAGGACUUUACACCAUCUUGGAGCAAGGAAGAUUGUCGUUUUCCCAGUAAACAACACUGGCUGUGCAGAGAAUUUGAACAAAGCGGCCAAGCUUUUCAACAAGAAGCUGAAGUCACUUGUCGAUCACCUCAACACUAAACUAACUGAUGCGAAAUUCAUCUAUGUUAACGUUUGCCAGAUGAUGUCGUCAGAUUUUCUUGUUUCUGCUGCUAUGAAAAAUAUUGAUCUUAGAGAGACAUGUUGUGAAGUGGGAAGCUAUGGUUUGUGCAAGCCUUCUUCAAGUCCGUGCAAAGAUAGAAAUGCUUUCAUAUUCUGGGAUUCUUCUCAUCCGCCAGAGAUUGUAAACAUUCUCCUUGCAGAGCUGACAUUUAGUAAUUCGGACUCAGAUGUGAAAUUUCCUAUGGACAUUCGAAGAGUGGUUGGCUUGUAA